Thelazia callipaeda (thelaziosis nematode) is the source of this 390-nucleotide messenger RNA. NCBI's taxonomy places the organism in Eukaryota, Metazoa, Nematoda, Chromadorea, Rhabditida, Thelaziidae. The record is from the annotation of a GenBank genome assembly.
AUGGGCAACUUUUUCGGGGGAGAUUGUGUCGUUGUUGUAAUUCUUGUCAUUGCCCCUGUCGUCGUUGUAAUUGCUAUCGUCUUAGUUUCCGUACAUGCUGCUGAAGUCAAUAUCGGUUGUGAACUUAAAUAUCCCGAGACAUGUGCUUAUCGAUUGGCUUACGCUGAGACUGACUGGAUUUCUGUGCAUCGUCGCUUAAAUGCACCUGAUACAAUACAUCUCACGAAGUGCUUGUCACCUCUAUUAACAUGUUCAGUUAUUCCCGAUUCAUCUAGUAUUCCAAAUUCGAAUUCGGCAUCAUUCUCAAGACAGCAAUGCUCAUGUCAGUGUAAAGCGGAUUCUGCUACAUUCUUGCCUUCAAUUCGAAGCUGUAUUGAUAAACUCGGUUAA